This is a messenger RNA of Carica papaya (papaya), 1030 nucleotides long. NCBI's taxonomy places the organism in Eukaryota, Viridiplantae, Streptophyta, Magnoliopsida, Brassicales, Caricaceae. The record is from RefSeq and is a predicted model, not a curated record.
UGAAAAAGAAUGAACUGGAAAAGAGGGGAUUUGAUGUCCACCUUUUCAAUGCAAUGGAGCCAGAACGGAGGACCCUAAACACCAUAAAAUAUCAUACACAUCUCCUUGUCUCAAUCCCUCCUAUCCCAGGUGUUGGUGAUCUGGUGCUGCAGCAUGGGGAACUUCUAAGGCAGGAACUUUCUGAUGGAAAUCUUCAGUGGCUCUGCUACUUAUCAUCAACUAGUGUAUAUGGACAUUGUGGUGGUGAAUUGGUGGAUGAGGAUUACCCAGCUCGCCCUUCUAGUGAGUUGGCCAAAAUGAGCAUAGUUGCUGAGAAAGGAUGGUUAAACCUGGCACAUGAUCUUGGCCUUUCAGCACAAGUAUUUCGACUUGGAGGUAUCUAUGGCCCGGGUAGAAGUGCGGUUGAUACAAUAGUUAAGCAGAAGCCACUCUCGGAAGGUCAAAAAAUGAGAGCAUCCAGGCAAUUCACGUCUAGAGUCCAUGUUGAGGACAUUGGUCAGUCACUUAAGGCUGCCAUUUUUAUGCCAUCAUCUGGGAAAAUUUAUAAUAUCGUAGAUGACGAUCCAGCUCCAAGGGAAGAAGUAUUUCGAUAUGCCCUGGAGUUGAUAGAGAGAAAGUGGCCUGGCUAUAUUGACCAUGAAGCUGCAUGCUCAAUGGCAAAACCAUGUGAACAGAAAGGAAUUUUAAGAAGAGAUAAAAGAGUUUCUAAUGCACGGGUGAAGAAGGAACUAGGACUGAGGCUUCUUCAUCCUAGUUAUAAAUCAGGGUUGCAGAGCAUUAUUGAUCAGAUGGAUACUCCAGUUUGCUACAACCGAGAGUUCAAACCAAAUAGAUAAAGACAACAAAGAAGAGUGAAUUUCAUGCAAUUGGAUGAAUUGCACUAGAGAUGGGACAAAAAUAUCAGGUACUCUAAUAUCCCCGAUGAAGUUAAAAGUAUGUCUAAAUUACAUUGUAAAAUUUCAAACUUUGUGAACUUGAAUCGGAAAACUCCUAGUGUGUAUAAAUUAUUACACAGUUUUUCUUAUUGCCA